Emericellopsis cladophorae is the source of this 441-nucleotide messenger RNA. RefSeq lists its product as uncharacterized. NCBI's taxonomy places the organism in Eukaryota, Fungi, Ascomycota, Sordariomycetes, Hypocreales, Bionectriaceae. The record is from RefSeq and is a predicted model, not a curated record. The transcript has a single exon. Bases 1 to 441 code for a protein of 146 amino acids.
AUGGCUUCUACCACCGACCCAAAAGCCUCGCUCACUGGCACCGCCAAGAUCUCCUCACUCGGAAGCUUCAUCAUCCCUACCCUCUACAUUGUCAGAGGGCUUGUUGGGGUGUGUACCCUAGUCGCCCCCCAUCUCGCCACAAAAGUCAUGCUGCUCCUUCCCCCCAACGGCGGCCUGCUGCCCCGGUUGUUUGGUGCGCGCGAGCUCGCCAUUGCCACGCUCACCUACGCCGCCUUCCGCCGGCUCAUGUCGAGCGAUCAGUCGUCCAAGGACGAGAUGCGGAGAGUCCUCCUCUGGGGCAAUGGCUUGACCGACACCCUGGAUGUUCUCAGUUGCGUGGCAAUGGCACUGACAGGCCCGGCGGAAUCCGUCGCCGUGUUUGGGGCGGGCGCUGCAUUUGCGGCUGUUGUUGGAUAUCUGGGUGCGAAUGGUCUCCAAUAG